UCUGUAUGUAUAUGCCAUAUGCACUUAUUGCAUUUUGGAGUUCGGUAUUUCGCUUCCAUUCCAGAAUUUAUAAGAAUAAAAAUAUUUUUAUGUUAACUUUUGUGCAAAAGAUUUAAGUUUGCGAACUUAGAGAUCGUUCCAAUCUUUAGGAGGCUUCAUACUAUUGAAGGUAAUUAAAUUUUGCAAUGAGUAAAAAUAGUCAUUUGUCCGAGAAUGAGGAUGACCCCGAUGUUUACGAAAGCUCGGGUGAUGAAUGGAACAGCGUCGAAGAGACUAAAUCAAAUAGGCGCUCUUCAAGGCGACUUAGUAAAAAGCCAAGAAUUACUGUAGCAGAACCUGAGAGUACCGAUGAAGAAGAUUCAGACAGUGAACCGAGAAAAAGAAAGUCAUCGAAGAAUGGGGUGAAUAAAAAAAAGCAAAAAGUUGCAAAGAAAGAUGAGGACUGUUCAUCUUCUGAUAACAGCAAAACAAGCACCGGCAAAACAUCUACAAAUUCUGAAUCUAAGGUAGCAAUCUCAAUUGUUCCGACAGCAAGGGGAAUUCAUCGAAAGUUCAUGCCCAAAACUAUUUUCUCCGAGGACUAUUCGACUGGUUCUUUCGUUAUCCUUAAGAAGGAUGCCCAGGUAGGAGAUCCAUCAAAACAUGCCUGUAUAUGGCGAAUUGAUGGUAAAGCCCUUCUCCAAAAAUAUGAAGCUUUUGAUGAUGAGGGCAAAGUGAGACAUAAAAAUACCUCUAUUUAUACUGGCUGGUCCCCUAUGGAUAAAGAUCUGUAUGCUCCUGUCACUGUGGAUGUUGUCCACCAUAACAACCAAAAUCUUACCGUGGAAUUGCACUGGGACAAGUUGAAGGACAUUAUUGUUGAUAGCGAUUGAACCUACUAUUAAAUUUUAUCUAAAUGAAAAUCCUAUUUUGUUAAAUUUCACCUGGAUAUAAUAUUCCAACUAAUUGAUGAAUCUUUGAUAGGUUUAUUUUCAGAAACAACACAUUUUUUAUUAUAAUUGAGACAGAACUUUAUUAGUUAUUUGAUCAUGUAGAUGGUAAUUUUGUAAGUAUUUUAAGUUCCAAAUAUAAAUAUUAUAAAUGAA
Molecule: messenger RNA, 1085 nt
Organism: Leptinotarsa decemlineata (Colorado potato beetle)
Lineage: Eukaryota; Metazoa; Arthropoda; Insecta; Coleoptera; Chrysomelidae
Source: RefSeq, a predicted model, not a curated record